AUGAAGCAUUUUGAAUCCACUGGUUCCGGUAAAAUAGUCGACAAAGCUAUGGAAAAUUCAAAGAAAAAAUUCAACACUUCGGUGAACCCAACUUGUUCAGCUGAUAUUCUUCUGCAAACUUUAGUUGUAUAUCUUUACGGUAAUGGUGGCAGUUUUCCUGUGAGAGCGUUAAUUGACACACGCAUCCAAAAAUCAUACAUAACUAAAGAAGCUGUUUCUAAAUUGAGUUAUGAACAAAUUAGAGCUGAAGAUAUGAUCCACAAUCUUUUUGGUGGUGUAGAGACUUAUGAUCAAGAGACAAUAUUUAUAGAUAUAUCAAAAGCGAUAUCUGGACCUUGGACUAAAGAAAUUGAAGAAAAAGGAAUAUUUCUUAGUGACAAAGAAGCCUGUCUCUAUGAUUCAACCUCUUCAGUGCAUUUGUUGAUAGGUGUUGAUAUAGCCGAUAAACAGUUUACUGGAAAAAUCGGGAAUUUAUCUUGCGGAUUAGUGGCAAUGGAAACGCUACUUGGAUGGACUGUUAUGGGAAAAUCAGAAAAUGAAGUGAAAAAUGACAGCUACAUGACAGUACUCUCUUUACAUGUGAACAACAAAAGCAUUAGUGAUCUUUGGAGUUUGGACACUCUUGGAAUAUUGGAUUCUGCAGAUAAACAAGGUAAAAUAGAAAUUGAGAAAGAAACCGAAAAGCUGGUUUUGAAUUCUGUUAAACAAGAUGGAGAUGGUAGAUAUGUUGUUUCAUUACCAUGGUUAGAAGAUCACCCUGUUCUACCUUCGAACAAAAGUCUUGCAGAGAAAAGAUUGAAAAAUGCAGUUGAUAGAAUCAAAAAUCUUGGUAUUCUACAGGACUAUGAAAAUGUUUUUGAAGAUUGGAAGAAAGAAGGUAUUAUUGAAGAGUUAAAUAGUGAAAAUCUCAAGGACUCUAAGUGUCACUAUCUUCCUCAUCGACCUGUCAUUAAAGAAAAUUCAACAACAAGGAUCAGACCUGUCUCCGAUGGUUCUGAAAAAUCCAAAAGAAGCCCAUCUUUAAAUGACUGCCUAGUAACAGGUUCAAACCUUGUGGAACUUAUUUCAUCCCUAAUAAAUAGGUUUCGUAUUGGAAAGUAUGGUGUGAUCGCCGAUAUAUGCAAAGCUUUUCUAUAG
Argiope bruennichi is the source of this 1137-nucleotide messenger RNA. RefSeq lists its product as uncharacterized. Bases 1 to 1137 code for a protein of 378 amino acids. The record is from RefSeq and is a predicted model, not a curated record. The transcript is spliced from 2 exons. NCBI's taxonomy places the organism in Eukaryota, Metazoa, Arthropoda, Arachnida, Araneae, Araneidae.